AUGUUUGAACAAUAAUAUUUGGAAUAGCGAAAAUCUAAACAAGAACAAGUAGUAAAUACAAAAUCUAGACAUUUAAUUGUUAUGAAUUAAUUAAAGAAGAAAGUAUUCAUUAUUUGAUGAUUCAAUUUAGGAAGAAAAUUGGAAUAAUAGAUUUUAUGUUUAAAAUUAAAAUAAAAAUGAAUCUGUAGAAAAAUAGAAACCAAAGUAGAUCCAUAAUACAUCUAAAUUAAUUGAAGUUUAAGAUUAUUACAAUAUACCUGAAUUUCAUAGGUAAUAUAAAUAUACAUAUUAUUUAGAUAGUUAUUUUUGAUGUGUCUGUAAACACUACCAAAAAAUAAUUAAGCAAUUCAAUUUGAAAUAGAAGAAAUGUAAUAAAAGAAAUCACAUAUAUAAGUAAUUAUAUAAAAAAUAAAUAAGCUUUGUAUGUAAGCUGUUGAUGCUAGAGAAAAGUGUUUAACUUUCUUGAUUAAUCAUAUUCAAUAAAUAUAGGAUAAUCCUGGAGAUGAACAACUAUUGUAAAAAAGUGCAGAAUUAAUAACACAUAUAAGAAUACUCUCUAUAAAUGUUGUAGAAUAAAUACUAGGUUGGAGAUAAUACUUAAUGAAAUUUUUAGUCAAUAUACAUUCUCAUGAAAGUAUUUCACUUCCUUAUUUAUAUCUAAGAGAAAACUAUUUGAUUAAAGUAUUAAUAUAAUAUUAAUAAUUUUUAGAUGAGAAAGGACAUUUAAUAUAUAACAAAUUCAAUACUAUCAAAUUAUUAUCAAUUUUCAAUUAAACCUGAUCCUUUUUUUGUUGCUAUAACAAAACCAGCUGAUGAUCCUAAUAAAAUAGUUUAAUUCAUUUCUAAACCUCUUUUAAAGAGAAUAAAAAAUUGUGAAAUAAUAAUAUAAGAUGAAGCUUUAUCAAUUUGCAAAGAUGAUAAAUCAAUUCAUAAUUAAGCAAAUUCAAAAGAUUAAAUUAAAAUGAGUCCAGAAAAAUCAAUUCAUCCAGGACGUAUAAGACCUCCUAAGAGAUAAGAAUAAAGUUAAAAUCAAAAAGUAAUUAAUUUAAUAAUUAUAGAGAAUAAUAUAUAAAUAACCAGAUGAUGUAAAUAAUUAACAAUAAAAUUUAAUUCCAAAAAAUAUUCCAUUAAGAUAAUUUAAUAAAUAAGGUAGUGCUACAUCUUAAAAAUAAAAUUCAAUUAAAGUAACACCAAAUGAAUCAAAUAAUAAAUAAUAAGCAUAAUAGAGUCCUCCUCAAUCUGAUAAAAAACAAUCAAAUUCAAUUCUUGCAGCUGUACCUACAAUUGAUUAAUAAAAUUUAAUUACAGAAGAAGAUAAUACAUUUAAAAUAAAGAAAUGUCAACUAAGUGAUUAAAAUGUUAUUGAUCAUUUAAAUAAUAUUAAUGAAGAUUUCAAAAAAUCAUGGAGAGGUGAAAUAUAAUUAAUGCAAAAUUAAUAUGAUUAAUAAGAUGAUAGUUUUUGUUUAGGAAUAUAUUAAAAAGAUUAGUUUUUAGCUUUAGGAUAAUGUUAUUUAGAUUAAUCUCUUUAAGAGAGAAGAUUAAUAUUAAGUCAUUUUUCUACAGCUGAUCCAUCAUAAUUUUAAGAAUUACUAAAAUUUAUUAUUAAAUUUAUAUGGGAAAUUGAUCCUUGUUUAGAAAUAAGAAUGUCUUUGUAUCAUUAUAAUUAGAAUGAUUCAUUUUAAGCUAAUAAGGAAAUUACAACAAAAUUAAAAGAAUUAGGAUUUAAAUGGAAAGUUGUACAAAGUGUUAAUUCAGAAACUAGAUUUACAGUAAUGGGUAAAAUAUGAAGAUAUCAUAGCCAUUAGAAGACCUUCUGACAUAGAUCAACUUAAAUAAUUUGAUCCAAUAUUUUUAUAACAUCUUUAUCUUACUUGUGAUAAAAAUACAAUAUAAAACACGGAUGCUUUUACUUCAUUGUAUUGUUUGACAACUCUUAAUACUAAAAUAGAUUUAGAUGAUGAAAUUAUUAAUUAACACAAAGAUAAUCUAAUUAAUUCAGUAUAAUAAUAAUAAUAAUAAUAUAAUAGGAAUUUGGAUUUAAGGGAAUUAAAUUAUAAGAACAUACAAGUGAUGAAUUUCAUGCCUACAUUAAUUAAUAUUUUGAGAAUUUUGAUUAACUUAAUCCAUCAAAUUCUGAAGUUUCUCUUUCAUCAGAUAAAGUUAUAAGUAGUUUUUGCAAAGAAUGUUAUAGAUGGGCAAAUUGUAAAUUAGCUCAACAUUAAAGACUUAUUUAUAAUGGAUUUUAAACUCCUACCAAAGUUGAUAAUGCAAAAGUUUUUAUGUCUGAUUCAGGAAACAUAAAAGUUUAUUUAAUAUCUACAGAUUAAAGUAGUACAAGUAUUUUUGUAUUUGAAUGUAAAUUAUUAAAUAUAAUAUAGAUGAUGAUGAAAUUACAUUAUAAAAAGUUUAAUCCAUUCUAAAUUAAUGUGGAUUAUAAGUUCCAAUUGAUUAAAAUCUUUAUAUUCCAUAAUUCAUUGUUAAUAGUAAGGUUAAGUAUUCAGAAAAUGUAAUUGGAUUAGGAAGGUUUAGUACUGCUUAUAGACCAAAGAUGGUUGACAUUUAAAAUGCUUAAGGUUACAUAAUUAAACCUCCAUUUGUUUUUGGUAUUAUAUAAUAAAUAAUAUUUUAUAGGAAUCAUAAAUGAAGAUUUUAAUGAGAUUACAGGAAUGCCAAAUUUGUUUUUUAAAGUUUAGGAUACUCAUUGUAUCUAACUAUGA
This is a messenger RNA of Paramecium primaurelia, 2717 nucleotides long. NCBI's taxonomy places the organism in Eukaryota, Ciliophora, Oligohymenophorea, Peniculida, Parameciidae. The record is from the annotation of a GenBank genome assembly.